Molecule: messenger RNA, 3491 nt
Organism: Spodoptera exigua (beet armyworm)
Lineage: Eukaryota; Metazoa; Arthropoda; Insecta; Lepidoptera; Noctuidae
Source: the annotation of a GenBank genome assembly
CAUCCGCGCCCGUCUCGGAUAUUGACGUGUUUACGAUAAGAUUUUCCUCUGAAGUUGCUUUCAGUUGAGUACUUGAAACUUAAGUGUGAAAUUGUUGUGCAGUUGUUUGUUUGGUUAAGACUGUCGUCUGGCUUGAUAGCGUAGAAGAUAGUCGGACUGUUUCUGUUCUAUAAACUUUCAGAACAUGUGAUAUCAAGUUGCCAUGGAAGAGGAGAGCACAGCCUGCCCCGGCGAGGCCGGCCAGCUGACUGUCAACACACAGACAACUGAAGAUGUUCCUAGUACUGAAACAAAGCCCGAAGGAGACAGCCUCGCCACUAAUGUUACAAAUGUAGAUAAUAAAGACGGGAGUGAUGAUAAUAAAUGUAAUGAUGAAAGCGAAAGUGAAAUUAAAAAAGAAGAGUGCAAAGUGAGUGUUGACACAAUAAAUACGGAAGGCACCACGCCACUCAAGGAACUUUUCAUUGAGCAAGAGCCCACCGAACCAAAUGAUGAUGCAAGGUCGUUGGGUGACCUAGAUAGUUUGCCAGUGGCAGACGAACUGGCUCUUGGCGCCGCUGGCAGUGACAGUGGAGUCGAAGGCUGCGGUCGUGCGCUCAGUAGUGGCGGGGGGUCCAGGUCGUGCGCCUCUAGUGUGGUCUCGUGUGGCUCUGGUUGUGGGUCUGAGAGCUCAUCACUUGCCGGCGCACCGCCGCGUCCACGUCGACGCGUCAAUGUCAACGUCGCUGAGCCAAAACGAAGCUCACCUGUCAGCUCGGGAGCGCCACGACCCGUAACGGCGCCUCGCGGCCCCAACCUGGCCACCCGUGAACGUGCUAGGAGUCGAGAGAAACCAACACCACCUGAAAAGCCGCGACCACUGACACCUAAACCACGAAUACGGCCUACAGCUGACUUGCCAAAUCUUGUACGCGAGAGCCCCGCGUUACGUGCGAAGCCUACCAAAACCUCGACAGCGCGGUGCCGGACACCAAACUCGCCAAGUGAAGAAAAAAGAUGGCCAGCCAAUGGACCGCGGUUGACGACAGUAGCCGAUGUAAACGCCACGAGAGCGACAGCCGAUAAAUAUGCGACACUACCUCGUAGAAGACGUGAUGCGGAACCUGAUGGAUCUCCUAAACACGAGGGAACUCCUCCCUCGUCGAGACGUCCAACCGUGACACGGUCAGCUUCUUCACGCUCCACCAUCAAGACACGGGUACGCAUCUACGCCGAGAAAACCUCGCAGACAGUGCUGAAUGGCACCGACAUCGAGUCAGCGUUGGCUGGGAUAGUGCCAAAUAUUGAAAAUCAUGUGGAAGUAUCCCGCUGUCACCGAGGCGUGCAGGCGAGCGCGCGGGAUACUGAAGCAGCACGGCUGGCGAAUGCGCUGGCGGCCGCCGCGGAGGAGCGGGAGCGGCGGCAGCGGGCCGAGGCUCAGCUUGCAGCGGAGCGGGCGGCACGGCUCGCUGCCAUCGCAGAGCUGGACCGCAACUCACAGAGGCUGUUAGAACUCGCUGGCGCUGGCGCCGGCGCUGGAGCCGACGGCUGUCUCCGAGCGCUGGAGGAACAACUGCGGUCCGCGGGCGAGCUGGCGGCCCGGCAGAGCGCCGAGAUAGAUGUACUGCGGGAACAGUGCAAUAAGCUCCACGUUGAGGCGUGCGGUGCCCGCGAGAGCGCUCGGCUGGCCGAGGCCCGACUCGCCGAGGCCGAGCGCGAGGCUGCAGAGAUGCAGGACUUCCUCGCCGCCGAGACUGGCGCGCUCAGCGACUCUUUGCGAGAAGCUGAAGCUGAACUCGUUCGGGUCAACGCUGAUUUGGAACGAAGACGCGCGGAGUGCCGGCAGUUGGUCCGCAUGUGUGAGCAGCGGCGGCAGGAGGCGCUGGCGGCGGCGGCGGCGGCGCGCGGCCGCGGGGGGCCCGCCGCCCCGCCGCGCGCGCUCUCCGCGCUCGACGCGCUCGCCCUCCGGCUGUCGCGCCUCACGCGCGCCGUGCGGCUCGCAUACACGCUACCACCCGACCAGGAGCCCACCGUCUACCACAACGAACUAUACAGUCGCAGCGACAGUGGCGAGGCGCUGUCCCCCGAGGAGGAGGUGACGGGUGGCGGCCUGCUGGCCAACGUGGCGCGCGCCCUGCGGAACGACGCGCCCCCUGCGCCCGCGCCCCCUGCGCCCGCACAUCCCGCGCCCGCGCCCCCCGCGCCCCCGCAACCACGUGACGACGAUCGCUCACACAUCUCCGACGAUAAUGACAACUCCGCCGAUCUACUAGACUCCGAAACUGAACCCUGUCUCGUUACUGACCCUGACUGCGCUGAAGAAUGGUGGUCAGGCGCUGAAGGGGCGGGUGCGUGGAGCGGUGACGAAUUGUCACCUGAGAGAGAUUUCUAUGUGGAUGACAAAGAGGCGGAGUCGGCGUCGGUGUCGGAGCGCGAGUCGCUGCGCGCGCUGUCGGCGGCCAUCUGCGCGCGGCAGCGCAUGGAGGAGGGACGGGCGCGCGCGCGGGGCGCCGUGCUGGCGCGCGCGCUGUGCGUGGACGCGCGACUGUCCGCCCUGCUGCGCGCCCUCGCCGCCGCCGCCGCCGCCGCCGCCGCCGCGGGCGACUCGCGCGCCGAGACACUCGCCGCCGCGCUACGGGAGAAAAUCGACAUAACAGAAAAGAACGUAGCCGAUGUAGUUGUGAAACAGCUAGCUGAGUUGGAUGCCAGUAAGAAUAUGAUGGACCAGUAUACGCAGUCAGUUGAUCCGCUCAACAAGCAGCGGGUACCGGCCGAUGAGGAGGAUGAUAUAGAAGCUCUUGAAGAGGAGCUGUCUGCGUGCAGCGAGAGCGAGCGACGCGCGCUGUACGUGUCGCUGGACGCGGCGCUGGGCGCGCUGGGCGCCGCGCCCGCGCGCUGCCCGCGUCUGGCCGCAACACGCGCGCGCCUCGAGCGCCUCGCCUUCGCCCUGGCCGCGCCCCCGGCGCCCCCGCCCAGCGCGCCCCCAGCCACGCUGGCGCCCCUGCAAAGCACAGCAUAACGCGCACAAACCACGCCUCGCAUUGCUCAAUCACACGCAGAGCUGACCGACGCGCCAUCCGUCCCAUAUCGGACAAUAAGGACGUCGUUCCCGGCUCUGAUCAAUUUUUUGAGCUUCCCCCUUUACAUUAGUUAUGCUCUCACGCACGUGCCACCCUCGUGACCCCUGAUAAUACUUCCAUUUUGUCAUAUAUUGUAGGUAAGGAUAGUAAGAGACUAGUGUUCAUGAAUUGUUAAAUAUGUUGCGGAGCUUAUGUGUGCCCUCCGCGGAAGUACGUCAUCCGUCCUACUUAGUCUGUUACUAGAAUAAUAGGACCGACGUGCACAAACAAUACUGGAGACUUAGGUAGGUACUCGCACUAAAAUUAAACGUAGAAAGAUUAUUUAAAAAUCGGUCUAGUCGGAAAGUUGUUCAUGCCCUCUUUAAUAGACCAAAUUAACAACGGAUGUUUGUGUUUUAAAUUGCUAACAUUGUCUUAUCUCCUGCUAAUAAU